Molecule: messenger RNA, 1877 nt
Organism: Stegastes partitus (bicolor damselfish)
Lineage: Eukaryota; Metazoa; Chordata; Actinopteri; Pomacentridae
Product: acetyl-coenzyme A synthetase 2-like, mitochondrial
Exons: 8
Coding region: 439-1773 (444 amino acids)
Biological process (GO): acetyl-CoA biosynthetic process
Cellular component (GO): mitochondrion
Molecular function (GO): acetyl-CoA synthetase activity
Source: RefSeq, a predicted model, not a curated record
UAUUUGUGUAUCCAUGUUUUUUUAAUAUAUAUAAUUAGGAACCAUGAGAAGAUUUUAAGAUGUUCUAAAAGGUUCUCAAACUUUGUCCUGGAAAUAAUAUAUCAGUCAUAAAUUAUUGUUCAUAACAGAAGAUUUGAAUGUCUUAAAACUCGUGGCUUCUUCAAUUCAUCUUAUUUGUGCAUUUUGCGUAAAUAUGAAGGUUUCUUCUGCAGCUUCAGCGCGCAAAGAAAAAAAAAAAAAAAGAAAAGUGUCGGCACAGCGGCUUGGUAACCGCCCUUUAACGCAUCACUCGUGAAGCCCUUCCUCUCCGGAGUUUCCAAGUUUUCCUCUUCAGUUAGGUCGAGCGGGGUAAUUUCCCGAAUAGCUCAACAGUCUGUUCUUUUAUUGACAUGUUCUGCAGACGUGUGCCGAGCAGCGCAGAGUCUUUCCACUGACGCUAUGUGGCUGCGCUGCGGGUGCGUCGCUGCGCCGUUCGGCCGCCGCGUCUUCACGUCUCGUCUCCGGCUUCUGGGUCUCCGGAGAUGCAACACGGCGGCGUUCAUGCCGGAGGCUGCGGGCUUCGGAGCGGUGUCGGGCCGCUCAGCGCUGCAGGAGUUUUCCGUCUCCAACAGUGAGCGCUUCUGGGCCGCCGUGGCGCGUCACAGGCUGAGCUGGAUCAGUCCUUUCCAGUCGGUGCAGGACUGUGACCUGAGCUCAGGCAGGAUCCGCUGGUUCGAGGGAGGAAAGCUGAACGUGUCUGUGAACUGCCUGGACCGCCACGUGCACACCUGUCCUGACAGGGUGGCACUGAUCUGGGAGAGAGAUGAGAAGGGGUCAGAGGUCAAGUACACCUACAGGGAGCUGCUGGAGAUGACGUGUCGCGUGGGCAACCUGUUGCGGCGGCACGGCGUGGAGAAGGGCGACUGCGUCACCAUCUACAUGCCCACCUGCCCCCUGGCUGUGGCGUCCAUGUUGGCCUGCGCUCGCAUCGGCGCCGCGCACAACGUGGUGUUUGCAGGCUUCAGUGCAGAAGCCCUGGCAGAGAGAAUCAGAGACGCUCAGUCCAGCACCGUCAUCACAGUGAACCAGGGCGUCAGGGGGGGCAAGACCUUAGAGCUGAAGAAGACGGUGGACGCGGCUGUCCAGAGCUGUCCAACGGUACAGCAGGUCUUCGUUGCCAUGAGAACAGAGAAUCCGGUCGCCAUGACAGCCAGGGACGUCGCCAUGGAGGAGGAGAUGAUGAAGGAGGACGUGGUCUGUGAACCGGCCGCCAUGAACAGCGAGGACACCUUGUUCCUGCUUUACACAUCAGGCAGCACGGGGAAGCCCAAAGGCCUCGUCCACACUCAGGCUGGAUACCUGCUGUACGCUGCGCUCACACACAGGUAUGUCUUCAACUACCACGACGGCGACGUGUUUGGCUGCGUGGCAGAUAUCGGCUGGAUAACAGGACACAGUUACGCUGUUUAUGGACCGCUGGCCAACGGGGGAACCACUGUCCUGUUUGAGAGCACUCCUAUUUACCCUGACCCAGGGCGAUACUGGGACAUGGUGGAGAGACUUAAGAUCAACCAGUUUUACGGGGCCCCAACAGCAAUCCGCCUGCUGCUGAAGUUCGGAGACGACUGGGUGAACAAAUACGACCGCUCCUCCCUCAAAACGCUGGGCUCUGUGGGUGAGCCGAUCAACACUGAGGCGUGGGAGUGGUACUACAGAGUGGUCGGGGAGGAGCGCUGCCCUGUGGUGGACACCUGGUGGCAAACCGGUAACUGUCUGUUUGAAACACUAUUUUAAAGCAGAAUCAAAACGUCAGUUUAGUUAUUCCAUUGCAUGGGGUUUAGGUUUUUCCCUUCAGUGUUUAAAGUUCUAUAAUUAGGGUCCGAGCACUAACAGUGCAA